CAGUGUCGGCUUGCUCAACUCCGCCGUCUGACUGGAGUCUACGCUGCCGCCAGGAUGCGGUGGCGGGACCGGCUGGCUGUGCUCUUCUUUCCAGAAGGCAUGAUGCUCACUGUGGCCUCACUGAUGCUCUUCCUCGUACACCUGAGUGUCUUUGCCAGCGACGUGCACAACUUCUGUGUCACCCACCACUACGACCGCAUGAGCUUCCACUACACGGUUGUCCUGAUGUUCUCCCAGGUGAUCGGCAUCUGCUGGGCCGCCAUGGGGUCACUCUACGCGGAGAUGGCACAUAACAAGUUUCUUCGGUGCUUUUCCCUGACCAUCCUGAUGCUAAAUGGAGCCAUGUUCUUCAACCGCCUGUCUCUGGAGUUUCUGGCCAUCCAAUACCGGGAGGAGAGUCACUGAGGCCAGAGGACCAGGCCGAGAAGGGGGAAGGAAAAGGAGGCUUCAGUGUUUUAAUAAAGUCUGUCAUUUAUUUCCA
This is a messenger RNA of Leopardus geoffroyi (Geoffroy's cat), 481 nucleotides long. RefSeq names its product transmembrane protein 262 (gene CATSPERH). The transcript is spliced from 3 exons. Lineage: Eukaryota; Metazoa; Chordata; Mammalia; Carnivora; Felidae. The record is from RefSeq and is a predicted model, not a curated record. Bases 55 to 405 code for a protein of 116 amino acids.